GCCAGUACUGCGCGCGUUCCUCCGGUUCCUUUGGUCUCCAGUCAUCAUGCAGUGGUUCUUGGUUCUCGCUCUGGUUCCAGCUCUGGUUCCAGCUCUGGUCGGUGCGGCCUCGCGUGUCCCGCGAUCCUGCGGCCCGUGCGAGCCUGGGUCGUGCCCGGCGCUCCCGGCUAAAGGAUGCGCGUUCCGGCUGAUGGACGCGUGCGGCUGCUGUGAGAUGUGCGCGGCCGAGGCCGGAGAGCCGUGCGGCGGGAAAGGAGUCGCGGCUGCCCGGUGCGUCCCCGGGCUCGACUGCGUCAUAACGCGGAACGGUGUGAGGACGCUGACUAAGAAGGGAGAGUUUGGGGUGUGUGCGUGCAAAGCCGGGGACUUCGAGGUGUGCGGUUCGGACGGGGUGGAGUACCGGAGCGCGUGCGAGCUCAAAGCGGCCAGUGCCAUAGCGGAGCGCGCGCACAAACCCGCAAUCAAAGUGCAGAAAAAGGGCAAAUGCGCAAGAGCCCCGGUGAUUGUUACGCCUCCAGGUGAGGUGUGGAAUGUGACGGGUACUAAUGUGUUCCUCAGCUGCGAAGCCAUUGGCUACCCAACACCUGUUCUCACCUGGAGGAAGGUUAGCGAUGACAACAAGAAGACGCUGCUGCUGCCUUCAGAUCAGCAGAACCUGGCCAUCCAGACGCGAGGGGGUCCCGAAAAACACGAGGUUACCGGCUGGGUUCUGAUCUCCCCGCUGACCAAGAAGGAUGAAGGUACGUACGAGUGCUACGUCAGCAACGCCAAGGGUGAAGUCUCAGCUAGAGGCACCAUCCACGUGGUGGACUCCAUCAACGACAUCCCCUCCAAGAAGGUGGUUAAAGAUGACGAGCUGUAAAGGGCCUGUCUAUAAUAUGGGACUACUGCAGGACCAGGACCGGGACCAGGAUCAGACUGCUGUUUACUUACACACGCAAGGAUAAAUACAACAAACACACACACACUUAGCAUGUCAUGCUAGCAUCGUUACCCUUCUCUCACUAACCCAUCGUUCACUUUUAUCACAAAGCAGCUUGAAAACUCUGAAGCAGAGAUUCAGAUCGACACAAGUUCAAACAUCUCACACAGACUCCUGUUAUUUCCUUCUGAGAUAAUAACUAAAAAACACUCUUUAUUUUGCUCGUUUCCGUACACGUAAUGUUCUCAUUCCACCGUAAAGCUCGGCUCAUGGGGAUGAGGGACUUAAUCUCUCACGUCUAGACACUUUUUAAUGUUUGGAAAAAUGUCAUGUGUGUAAAGCAGGACGUUUGUUUAGCAGGUGCUUUUAUGUAUUUCGAUUAUAUGGAUUGAAGGAGAUUUAGAAAUAAAAAUCUGUAAACGUUUUGUAUUUUAGAUGUGUAAUAUAGUCAGAACCAGGUUAUGGAUCUGAGGGUGAAUAUGAGCCAGUUUUUAAUCAGGUGCCUGUUGUUGAAAGGAUUCUCAAGAAUUUGGUUGGAACAAUUGUAGUUGAAUAUUCUAACAAAAUAAGUGUUCAUUUGACUUAACUUUACCUAGAUAAAUAAAAAAAUUAAUCAGUUUAUUCUCAUGCAGGAUGUGGGAAUGUUUUUAGUAUAAUGAGGAGCUGUAUGAGACGUUAAUCUAACGAGUGGUUGGUUUGUAUGUGAAUGACAGAUUUUUUAUGGAUUAAUUUUAAAGUUGGCUUUAGAAAUGAUAAAGAUGUGAGAACAUGAUUCUGUCUUGGAUUACUUGAUGUGUUUUUCUUUAUAUGAAAACAGUACAUUUGUCUACUGCACUUAUUUUAAUAUCACGGUAUCAUAUCAAUAUUUUAUUGCUGGACUAACAUAACGUCCUGCUGUCUCACUGCAAUUUUGUAAUAAAAGAUACUUGAUGCUUAAAUAUUUUUUGUCUCAGUGCACAUUACAUACGUGUCACGUUUAAACUACAAAAAUAAAAGUUUGCAUGUUC
This is a messenger RNA of Trichomycterus rosablanca, 1929 nucleotides long. It is a transcript of the gene igfbp7, whose product is annotated as insulin-like growth factor binding protein 7. Gene Ontology annotation, cellular component: extracellular region. Lineage: Eukaryota; Metazoa; Chordata; Actinopteri; Siluriformes; Trichomycteridae. The transcript has 5 exons. Bases 47 to 862 code for a protein of 271 amino acids. The record is from RefSeq and is a predicted model, not a curated record. Gene Ontology annotation, molecular function: insulin-like growth factor binding. Gene Ontology annotation, biological process: regulation of cell growth; regulation of signal transduction.